Colletotrichum truncatum is the source of this 1350-nucleotide messenger RNA. RefSeq names its product gamma-glutamyl phosphate reductase. Gene Ontology annotation, molecular function: NADP binding; glutamate-5-semialdehyde dehydrogenase (NADP+) activity. Lineage: Eukaryota; Fungi; Ascomycota; Sordariomycetes; Glomerellales; Glomerellaceae. The record is from RefSeq and is a predicted model, not a curated record.
AUGUCUCUGACCAACGCCUCCCCCGUUGACUGCGCAAAGAGUGCGAAAUCGGCCUCUCACAUCCUCGCAACCCUCCCCGCCGAAGCCCGCAAUGACGCUCUCACGGCCAUCCACGCCGCUCUCGCUGAAGCUAAGGAUGAGAUUCUGGCUGCCAAUGCACGCGAUCUGGAGCUUGCCCGCAAGGCUGCUGCCGAUGGCCAACUGAGCCAGAGUCUGGUCUCCCGACUCGACCUGGGCAAGAAGGGCAAGUUUGAGGACAUGCUCAAGGGUAUCUUGGACGUGAGGGGCUUGGAGGACCCAGUCGGCAAGGUCACCCUGAGAACUAAGCUGGAUGACGGCCUCAUCCUCGAGAGAGUCACCUGCCCCAUUGGUGUUCUUCUCAUCAUCUUCGAGGCCCGCCCCGAGGUCAUCGCCAACAUCGCAUCUCUGGCCAUCAAGUCCGGCAACGCCGCCAUCUUGAAGGGAGGCAAGGAGUCCACUGAGUCCUUCGUCGCCAUCUCCAAGGUCAUCUCCACAGCCCUCGAGUCCUCCAAGGUCCCCAACUCUGCCGUCCAGCUCGUGACUACCCGCGACGUCAUCCCGCAGCUGUUGGCCCUUGACCAAUACAUCGACCUCGUUGUCCCCCGCGGCUCCAACGAACUCGUCCGUUACAUCAAGGACAACACAAAGAUCCCCGUCCUGGGCCAUGCCGACGGUUUGUGCUCUACCUUCCUCACCGGCUCCGCCGACCCUCAGAUGGCAGCCAAUGUCAUCGUCGACUCCAAGACGAGCUACCCCGCCGCAUGCAACAGCUUGGAGACACUCCUCGUGCAGGAGUCGGCCCUCGAGACAUCUUUCCCUGUCGUCGCCGAGGCGCUCAUUGCAAAGGGCGUGACACUGCACUGUGACCGUCAGUCCAAAGAUGUUCUGCUGUCCAAGAUCUCAGGCGACGCUGCCGCAAAGGUUGUCGACGCCAAGGAUGCCGACUAUGACACAGAGUUCCUUUCCCUGGAUCUCGCGGUCAAGACUGUCUUCUCUAUGGCCGAGGCCGUCCAGCACAUCAACACCCACGGCUCCAAGCACACCGACGCCAUCCUCACCUCUGACGAGCACGAGGCCGAGAAGUUCAUGAACUCCGUUGAUGCCGCCGGUGUCUACUGGAACGCGUCCACCCGCAUGGCCGACGGCAUGCGCUACGGCUUCGGUACGGAAGUUGGCAUCAGCACCAACAAGAUCCACUCUCGCGGCCCCGUAGGAUUGGAGGGUUUGAUGAUUUACAAGUACAAGAUUAGAGGGCACGGUCAGGUUUCGUUGGCGUACGGAGAGGGCGAGGGCAAGAAGCCCUUCAAGCAUGAGAAGAUGCCUUUUUAA